CGUCCCUCUCGCUGACGGACAGACGGACUCGCUCCUUCGCUCCUCGUCGGGUCUAAACUCGGAUUUGCCCUCCAGCGGGAGCUGCGAUCCUUGUUCCCCAGACUGUGGGGAGUGGUGGGGCCAGAGUAGCUGCGCCUUCCCCCCCCCCUUUCCUUUCCUUUUUUCUUUUUAAUGGGAGAGUUUGGUUUUGUGAUGAAACCCGGCCAGGUUGUUGAGCUUUUCAUUCAGGAAUAAAAAGUAUGUGAGCUGCGGUGCUUGGUUAAGUCAGAGGGAAACGUGGAGGGAGUGCUUUUAACCCUGGUGGAUGCAGCAGAGCCUUUCACUGUGCAAGAAUUCCAAACCAGUUCAGAUGUUGCUGUUUCAUCCAUUUGCAGGUCUAUGGAAAUGCAGGAUCUAGCCAGCCCACAUAGCCGUCUCAGUGGUAGUAGUGAAUCUCCUAAUGGCCCCAAACUUGAUAACUCUCAGAUAAAUAGCAAUUCCAUGACUCCAAAUGGCACAGAAGGUGACAUGACUCUGCUCAGCACUGCAGACUGGUUGUUAAAUACUAAUACACAGACCACUGCAGUUAAAACAGAGCCAAUGAGCAGCAGCGAGAUUGCUACUACAACAGCAGACGGGUCUUUAGACAGUUUCUCAGGAUCAGCAAUUGGAAACAGUGGCUUCAGCCCAAGACAAACUCACCCGUUUUCCUCGCCACAGAUAUACUCUUCCAACCGAACAUACCCACAUAUUCUUCCUACUCCUUCUUCGCAAACCAUGGCUGCAUAUGGGCAGACACAGUUUACCACAGGGAUGCAACAAGCCACUGCUUAUUCAACCUACCCGCAGCCUGGUCAGCCCUAUGGAAUCCCAUCAUAUGGUACAUUGUGGGCAGGCAUCAAGACAGAAGGUGGAUUGUCACAGACACAGUCACCUGGACAGACAGGCUUUCUGAGCUAUGGCGCUAGCUUUAGCACUCCCCAGCCAGGACAGGCACCUUACAGUUACCAGAUGCAAGGAAGCAGUUUCACAACAUCAUCCGGAAUAUAUGCUGGAAAUAAUUCACUUACAAAUUCUACUGGAUUUAAUAGUUCACAGCAGGAAUACCCAUCUUACCCCAGCUUUGGCCAGGGUCAAUAUGCACAGUAUUAUAACAGUUCUCCAUAUCCCUCACAUUAUAUGACAAGCAGCAACACCAGUCCAACCACACCUUCCUCCAAUGCAACAUACCAGCUUCAAGAACCACCAUCUGGCAUCACAAGUCAACCAGUUACAGAUCCUACAGCAGCAGAAUAUAGUACAAUCCACAGUCCAGCUACGCCCAUUAAAGAUUCAGAUGCAGACAGGUUACGCCGCAGCUCAGAUGGCAAAUCACGUGGCCGAGGCAGAAGAAAUAAUAAUCCUUCGCCACCACCUGAUUCUGACCUAGAGAGAGUAUUCAUUUGGGAUUUGGAUGAAACGAUCAUCAUUUUCCAUUCAUUACUUACAGGAUCCUAUGCAAACAGAUAUGGGAGAGACCCACCUACUUCUGUUUCACUGGGACUGAGAAUGGAGGAGAUGAUUUUCAACUUGGCAGACACACAUCUAUUCUUUAAUGAUUUGGAAGAGUGUGACCAAGUUCAUAUUGAUGAUGUUUCAUCAGAUGACAAUGGCCAGGACUUAAGCACCUAUAACUUCGGAACAGAUGGCUUUCCUGCAGCGGCAACCAGUGCUAAUUUAUGCUUAGCAACUGGUGUGCGUGGAGGAGUAGACUGGAUGAGAAAGCUGGCCUUCCGAUACAGACGAGUAAAAGAAAUCUACAAUACUUACAAAAAUAAUGUUGGAGGUCUUUUGGGUCCAGCAAAGAGGGAAGCUUGGUUGCAGCUUAGAGCAGAAAUUGAAGCCCUUACAGAUUCUUGGUUAACACUUGCACUGAAAGCACUAACACUAAUUCACUCUAGGUCAAAUUGUGUGAAUAUUCUAGUAACGACUACUCAGCUUAUUCCAGCUCUUGCAAAAGUAUUGCUUUAUGGCUUAGGUGUAGUAUUUCCAAUAGAAAAUAUUUACAGUGCAACUAAAAUAGGAAAAGAAAGUUGUUUUGAACGCAUAAUUCAAAGAUUUGGAAGAAAAGUAGUAUAUGUUGUUAUAGGAGAUGGUGUGGAAGAAGAACAAGGAGCAAAGAAGCAUGCUAUGCCAUUCUGGAGGAUCACAAGCCACUCUGACCUUAUGGCCCUUCAUCAUGCCUUGGAACUGGAGUACUUAUAGUAGCACUUUGUAACCCCAGAACUUCCCUCAUGCCCGUGGACAGUGUGCCUGUGUCUUUUGUCAGCACUGGGCUGCAGAACUUUGUGGCUUCAUCAUGUUGAUGUGCAGCCGCAACUGGUCUUAACCUUUGCCCCUCUAGUAUAUGGAGGAGCAUGUCUCCUUUUGUCAGAAACAGCUGUUGAUCCCAGUACUGUGAAUCUAAAGAAAACAAGCCAUGAUGAGAAUGUUUUAAUGAUGUGUCCUUACCAUGUUCACUACAUUGAAAGGUUCGUACCUGUGAAGAGACUAGGAAGUGCUUUGUGAUUUCUAGAAUCUUCAGUGCAACACAUGCAUACCUUCUUAACUAUACCAAACUUGAUUGCACAACAAAGACUAUGUUUUAAAAACAAAACAAAAGAAUCUGAUGGAUACAUUUCUUGAAAAGGUUUACUUUUUUAAAAAAAUUCUCAGACCCAGGGUACUCUGUAAAUCUUAUUUAUGAGCAGACUCUGUUUUAGCAUCAUCACCUAAAUGUUGAUAUGUAUGAUAAAUGAAUGGCUAUAAUGCGUCUUUGCCUUCUGAUAACAAAAUGAUUUUGAUUUUAGCACAUUGCAAAGUAGAUUAAAGUAUGUCUAAUUUAAGCAAAUAGGUACAUCACUGAGACAAUCGUGUACAGGAAGAAUGUUCUUGUGUAAAUUUGUAAUUAAUUUACAAUGUUUUACAUAUUGUUUAGGCAAAUACUAUUGAAAGGUAGUAAUGGCUUUUUGGUGAAUUAUGAGGCAGUGUGUGCACAAACUUGUGCUGUGCCUUAUGAAAGUAUUGUGUAUAAAUAUGUAGAUAAUGGAAAUUUUUUAGAUCAAUUUGUCAAGACCAAAAGCACGGAUGUCAAGUGUCAAUAAGGAAUCCCUUAUUAUUUCUGUUCUUUAUUCUAGAUUUUUUUUUCUUGGCAAGUCUAUUAAAUCAAAAUACCAACUAUCUCUCUUUGUACCCUGAUCAUCUUGGACUUAUUUCUUGUUUAUAAUUUGUUCUUGAAUGCAUAGGUCCAAGUGCAAAAUAACACAUCAAAUGAUAGUUGGUAUCCUUGUUUAAACUGUCAUUUUUCCUGGUGAAGUACAUAGAGAGGAAAGAUUACCCUGUCACUGUAUCAAUGUGCUUUGCCAAGAAAGCAGAAAUUAAACUAUACAUAUGCAUUGUCUGGUGGUAGAAAGGUCAUGUAUUGGAACAUAUCUACAACUAAGAGCAGUACUUUGCUUUUUCAUUUCUGAUCGUAUUUAGAAUUUGCCUCUCAGAAAGGGAAGGGUUACUACUGUCCUUGUAAGACUUCUGACUCAGUGAAGAAUUUUGCUGGCAGAAUGAAAAGGAGUAAAUUCUCACUAAAUACAAAAAAGAGAUGAGGUGAUACCAAGAGCUAUGACAGAAGGGGUAAUUUCCCCUUGCGCUUUCCACCACCAGGAGUGGUAUUGCCAGAAUUCAACUCAGAGGAUCCUCAUGUAAGCAGGAAAACACUCUCAAGCCAAUUCAUUCCCUGUACAAGUAAAUAUUGAAUAUGGGAGAAAUGAGUUUUCCCUGAAAUGGUUAAAAAUGAUUAAAGUAAUGGUUUUUAAAAAAAAACAACAACUAUUUUACAUAAUGUAAUAAGUUAAUAAAAUAAAAUAAAAAUGCAUGUACUCAAAACAAUGAAAACUGUCAUUAAAUCUUAAAAGGUACAAACAGAUAACUCCCUGGGAUGUACUCAGUACAUAUUUGUUAUGGAUUGUCUGUAAAUGUUCUUGCACUCUCAGUCCCCCUUCUAUCGAAAGAUAAUAAAUUCCUUACUAUUAUAUGAAAACAGCAAAUUUCACCCAGACAUCUGCUGAAGUAAGAACAGAGCAUAAUGAGUGGAGUAGUUAUGUGAGGGCAAGUCUGAAGCAAACCAGUGUGACUCUAUGGUACUGCAGUGAAAGAGCAGAAUAUGGUGGAAAGCGAACUUUUGCAAUAACUGUUGAAGCAGACCAGAGCCCAAAGUCCUCUUCCUACCAUUAUUGUGAGACAAGAGAGAAAUAAAUUGGUUUACAGUAAGUAAAACUUUUAAAUACUGGGAAUAUAUAUGAACAUUUUCAAGUACUUUUUGUUUAAUUUAUGAGCCCGCCCCCCAGUCUGGUGUGAAAUUAGAAACUUGCAAAUGUGAUUUUGAUUUCAACAGUCUAACCCCUGCAAAUAGAUUUUUCUAUUAGUCCAUUGCUGGCAAUGGGCACAGCAAGAUAGUAAUUUGCCAAUAUUAUUUAGUCUGUUAGUAACUGCCUUUUGCCGCAUUCGAACUAUACCAUCUUCUGUAGACCAGGAAGAUCAUGAACAAGCUUGUCAGUUUUACUUUGAGCUGAUUUAGGUAAGAAAAUGGGCUGUUCUUAACCAUGGUUAAUAUAUGCACACUUUUAUUUUUCAGAGAAAAUUCUUCAUUGCUGACAUAAUGGUAGUUUAGGCAUACAUUAGUGUAAAUGUCAGUUUGCUUUCCCACUUAACCUGGAUUCUUAGUUGUUAAUGGGGUGGAUGAAUUUCACAGGCAGACAGGCUGAGAGAAGUGAUACACAUGGUUAAGAAAAGCCCCUUGGUAUAUCUGCGUUUGACCUAUGUGUUCAAGUUCUUUGUCUGAACUUUAGUACCAGGCCACUGGAGUCUUCAUUAAAAGUAAACUUAAAAGUUCUUCUAGUUCUUUCUUUUGCUUCUGAUUUUUUUGUUUUGUUUUGUGAAAUAAACCAGCUUUUAAGCCAGCUACUACCUGUAAAGACUAACAGUAGCUGUGAGGUAAACACCUUUUUUGUGGAAGAUGCAUAUUGCUGCUACAGUUUAUAUUAUGUUAUGGAUUGUUUCAAAUUACUUGAUUAUAAUAUGGCACCCCCUAUUGAAUAACUUUGUAUAUCAUGAACAAUUCAGUUCCGCAGUCUGUAAAGUUAAGCACAUAUACAAAUCUUUUAAUGACAGAGGUUGUAAUUUUUUCUCCCUUUUUGCUUUAAGCAAAAUAGAGAUGGACAUGUUUUUUCCCUUUGUUUCAUUUUUUUCUAGUCAAUAUGCUGACUUAAAAAGUUUGUCUGGGCCUUAUUGUACAAAAAGUGUGUUGUGUCCACAGCUGUGUACAGAAGUUUUCUUCAUUCAUUUUGUGCUUAAAUUAAUAAAAUUGAUUUGUGACGUA
Messenger RNA from Pogona vitticeps (central bearded dragon), 5368 nucleotides. RefSeq names its product EYA transcriptional coactivator and phosphatase 1 (gene EYA1). Gene Ontology annotation, biological process: positive regulation of DNA repair; multicellular organism development; cell differentiation. Gene Ontology annotation, molecular function: protein tyrosine phosphatase activity. NCBI's taxonomy places the organism in Eukaryota, Metazoa, Chordata, Lepidosauria, Squamata, Agamidae. The record is from RefSeq and is a predicted model, not a curated record. Gene Ontology annotation, cellular component: nucleus.